CUACGGUCAAAGUAUUAAAUUAAAUGUUGUAAAUCAUUUACAAAUACAAGAAUUUGGUAAUUCAAUGAUAGUAGUUGGAAUGAUAAAAUUCCUACACCUGAUAAAUGGAAAAGAGGUUCCACACUAUAAACACGAAAAAAGUCAGGUAAUCCACACAAUGGAAAAGAACGAAAUUACACAAUUUGAAGGUUUUGAAAUAGACGGUCUUGAGAAGUUCCCUUUUUCUGGCAUCAAAGUCAUUGGAGCAAUACAUGUUGGACUAAGUGUCACGUGCAUGAUUCUAGGAAUAAUCAAUGUUGUGACCUUUGUAGUAAUGGAUGAAUCUCCAACAUUUACUGACAAAGCCUUAAAGGAAAAACAGGAACUAGCAAUGCAGAUCUCUAUAUCGUCUACGCCAAUGUGGUGUGGUAUAUGGUUCUGCAUGUGUGGUACUAUGGCGCUUAAUAUAUCAAGACAAAAGAAGUCUAGUAUUUACUGCUUUAAAAUGUCUUUCUUGAUACUGAGUAUUUUAUGUUCAGCGUUGUUUGGUCCUGCCUGCGCAUGUGUAAAUGCAUAUGAAGCUUUACUGCGACAUGGGCUUUACAGUACCGACUACAAAUGGCUGGUUCCGCUGCUUAUAGCAUUCUUUGCAUUCAAUGAAAUUGUAGUCAGUAUCAUAUCAGCGAUAGCGUGUUGCUGUUGUGCAACAUUAAAAGAAACAAAGGUAAGAGUGCUGUUGACGCCAAAUAUUCAAACACAGCAUAAACUAAUAAAACAAGAAUUCCAGACACGGCCUGGUAACCCACAUUUACAGCGAGACUACUUACAAGACAAUAGAGAUAUAUUUAGGAUCAUCAACAGAAAUCAACAGCGCAAUAUUGGUGAACAACCAAUGUUUAAAACACAUUCUAAGAAUAUAACAACACUAAGAUCAAAUUUUACAGCAGACCAUAUAAUAUAUAACAACAUUCCUGAUUAAUGCUGGAUGACAAAUCUGAUUUUGGCUUCAGAUUGAAUCCAAAAGAGUUUUUGGAACCGUUCUUUUCAUAAAAUAAUAUAAUUUUUUUAUAUAAAUAAAUUAUGUUGAUCCCUUU
This is a messenger RNA of Mytilus californianus (California mussel), 1073 nucleotides long. RefSeq lists its product as uncharacterized. The record is from RefSeq and is a predicted model, not a curated record. Bases 65 to 958 code for a protein of 297 amino acids. The transcript is spliced from 6 exons. NCBI's taxonomy places the organism in Eukaryota, Metazoa, Mollusca, Bivalvia, Mytilida, Mytilidae.